Molecule: messenger RNA, 2256 nt
Organism: Bufo gargarizans (Asiatic toad)
Lineage: Eukaryota; Metazoa; Chordata; Amphibia; Anura; Bufonidae
Product: interleukin-1 receptor type 1-like
Exons: 11
Coding region: 224-1891 (555 amino acids)
Biological process (GO): signal transduction
Molecular function (GO): interleukin-1, type I, activating receptor activity
Source: RefSeq, a predicted model, not a curated record
ACAGUGAUGUCGGCCAGCAUGCAGCAUAGAAGGUGAGUACUGAGGAGCUCUGAGACGUCCUACAGUGCCAGGGCUGCCUGCCCCACACAGGGCAUACCUCACCCACAGAGGAAAGCUGCCAGUGUCCUCUUCUCCCCAGGACCUACCUUCUCAAAGUUGCUGUAGAGACUCCCAUAUUCAAUCAUCUGGUGGCAUCUUGCUGCUGUGUGAGCAGGUCCAUAAAAUGUUAGGUCACGUGUUUGUUUUCACACUUCACAUUCUGACUCUGAUAUGUCUGCCUGUAGAAAAUGCUGAGCUCUGUAUCAAUCAAGGAGUGGAGGAUGAAAUCGAGUAUGCUAGUGUUGGUGAGCCUUUGUAUGCUGUUUGCCCACUUCUGGACUUAGUUGGGAGAAAUAAUUUCAGUGUAACCUGGGUAAGAAUUGACUCACAAACAGAAAUCACCUCAGACAGACAAGCAAGAGUUCACCAGGAUGAACAAUAUCUAAAGUUUAUCCCUGCGGAGCUACAAGAUAGCGGAUUAUACCAAUGUAUUCUCAGAAAUUCAACAUACUGCAUCAAGAAGAUUAGCCAAGUAGUAGUAACUAAGCAUGAUGACGGUCUCUGCUAUAAUUAUUCCACAAGGUAUACAUUUGAAGAUAUUAUAGGACCAUCAGAUACAAUUCAAUGUCCAGAGCUAAGUAUCUAUGUUAACAGAAAAACACAAGCUAAAUGGCUUAAGGAAUGCAAGCCACUGGAUCUGGAUAGUAAGCGGUACUUACUUUCAAAUACUAAAUUGACUAUCCAAAAUUUGUCCAAGCAAGAUAUUGGAAAUUACACAUGUCAGGUGCCGUUUGUGUACAAUAGUGUAACAUAUAACAUCACCCGUGUCAUUGAAUACAUUAUUGAAGAUGAACCAGAUGACCCUGAACCUGUUAUGAUAUUCCCAACAAACAACAUCAUAGAGGUGGAAUUAGGAGCUUCUAUCACACGUAUGUGUGAAGUGUUACAUGAUACACCCAUUGAUUUGUUCUGGACUUACAAUGGCACUCCUAUGAAAUAUUAUACUGAUUCUGAAGAUGGUGGCAGAGUUAUAAUGGGAGAUACAGGUUACACAUCUAGAGAAGAUGGGAUACUAAAUUUCAGAACCCUGAACUUUACAAAAGUGAUGGAACAGGACUACAACAGACAAUUUUACUGUAACUCCCAUUUUUCAGAAACUAAAUUUUAUAUUACAUUCAAAAAGCCAGAUCCUAAUUUACGGGAAUUCCUAAUUGCAUUUUUUGUGUCUGCGUUCUUGGUUAUUGUUAUAGCUAUAAUUGCGAUACGAAUUUUUAAAAUUGACAUUGUCCUUUGGUAUCGAACUUCCUGUUUCGCAAAUUCAGAUCAAAAAGAUGGGAAACUGUAUGAUGCUUACAUAUUAUACUCAAAUAAAUUCAUGGCAACCAGCUCUUAUGAAAUGGACAUAUUUGUCCUGAAAGUGCUGCCAGAAGUUCUAGAGAAGCAAUGUGGUUACCGAUUGUUUAUAAUUGGACGAGAUGAUUUACCAGGACAAGCCAUGGCGGACCUUGUAGAUGAGACCAUUGCACAAAGCAGAAGAGUAAUUAUCAUUUUGGGAAACAAAUUCUGUGAAGACCGUGGUGAUGACUUUGAACAAAAAAUCGCUAUGUAUGACGCGCUUAUUCGGGAUAAAAUAACAGUCGUUUUGAUUGAAAUAGAGAAAAUGGACUACACCAACAUGCCUGAAUCAAUAAAAUACCUCAAACAGAAGCAAGGCGCUGUGCGAUGGAAAGGAAAAUUCACAGAAGCCGCUCUUUCCCCUAAUACAAGGUUCUGGAAAAACAUCCGAUAUCAGAUGCCUCCAGCCCAGCGUCCUUCUGACAAGGAACUGCACUACAUCCAUUCAGAAGACUGACAUGAAGCGGGUAUUAAAGACUUGGAUACUGUACAUUCGUGUGAUUUAUCAAACCUUACACAUGUAAUAAAACACUAGGCCCUUGUUUGGAGCUGUGGACAAAAAGCAGCAGCAUGUUACUCUCCAUGCCAAUAAUGUGAACACUACAUAGAUAUCAUUGUCAGCUUUGGCACAAAAGUCAUCAUUUCAGAUACUACCUCCUACUAUAACUGCACUUUCACAGGAUUUCACUUUUAACCUAUGAACUCUUUUAAGGCCCCUUUCACACGGGCAAAAAUUCUGCGCGGGUGCAAUGCGUGACGCAUUGCACCUACACUAAAUCCUGACCCAUUCAUUUUAAUGGGGCUUUGUACAUGAGCGAUGUU